AUGCAGGAACCACAAAGCCGUACCACUCUGCUGACAGACCUAUUUCAUAACCUGGUCGGAAAAUGGAGCUUGGAGCGCAAGUUACACAGCGCGGAUGCUUCAGAACCAUCUGGCAAUUGCACGGGAGAAGCAACAUUCACCAUCACUCAACCAUCUCCUGUCAUUGCUGAUGAUGGCUCCCUCCAGCUCGCUGAUGCCGAGUUGCUCUAUCAUGAACAAGGCGAAUUUGAGAUGACUCCAUCUGCCCAAGCUCAGGGCAACGUGGUCAAAUUUGCAUUUUCAAGAAAGUACAUCUGGCGCCUGCAGAAAGCUCAAACCGCCCAUACGAUCAGUGUGUGGUUUACGAAGCCUGGCACCAAUGUCAUCGACUAUCUAUUCCAUAAAAUCGACAUUCCUGUACGAUCUGAUGAUGACUGCAAGAUCCCUAUUCAAGAAAUCGUCCUCGAUGGAAGUGGUGGCCACCUUUGUGUCGAAGACUUCUACAGCAGCUCGUACUCCUUUCACUUGAGCGCACCCUCGAAAGGCUCGAACAUCCUAUCCUGGUUUAGGACAACACAUGAAGUUCGUGGACCUAAAAAGGACCAGCUAAUUGAAACCACCUUCUCACGACCCUAA
Molecule: messenger RNA, 615 nt
Organism: Exophiala bonariae
Lineage: Eukaryota; Fungi; Ascomycota; Eurotiomycetes; Chaetothyriales; Herpotrichiellaceae
Exons: 1
Coding region: 1-615 (204 amino acids)
Source: RefSeq, a predicted model, not a curated record